GCAACACAAGAGUGGCUUCAUUGAGAUUUCCUCUGUGAGAACUUCAACCGGUUUUUUGAGACUUUUUGGAAAAGACUUUGUGAACUCAAGAGGGUAGAGGCAUCUCACCCAACUAUGAAGACCAGCAUCCUGCUUGUGUGCUUUUGGGGGUUAUCCUGUGCUCUCCCAGUAGCCAGAUAUCAAAAUACUGAAACUGAGAGCUCUGAAGAAUGGAAGGGUCAUUUGGCUCAGUCACCAACACCACCCACGGAGAACAGUGAGUCAUCAGAAGAAAGUAAAGUUAGCUCAGAGGAACAGGCAAAUGUGGACCCCAGUGACAGUGCUGAGCUGGAGGAUGACCUGGGCUCUGAUGAUCGUCAGUAUGUUUAUAGACCAGCUGGUGGCCUCUCUAGAAGUACAGGAAAAGAAGAGGAUAAAGAUGAUGAUGAAGAUGAUAGUGGAGAUGACACCUUUGCUGAUGAGGACAAUGGCCCGUGGCCUGAGGAGAGAACAGGAGGUGGAAUCUCCAGAGCUGAUGGUGAUGAUUCUGCUGAUGCCACACGAUCCAGUGAAGAUAGCACCUCACCAGAAGACAGUGCCCAGGACACCACCAGUGACAGCAGGGACCUUGACCACGAAGAUGAUGUAGGCAGCAGGGCUGAGGGACGUGACUUUACUCAGGAGAGUGAGAGUGAGGAGGACUGGGUGGGAGGUGGCAGUGAGGGGGAGAGUAGCCAUGGGGAUGGCUCUGAGUUUGACGAUGAGGGAAUGCAGAGUGAUGACCCUGACAGCACUAGGAGAGAUAGGGGCAACUCCAGAAUGAGCAGUGCUGGUGUCAAAUCAAAAGAAUCAAAAAGGGACAAUGAGCAGGUAAGCGCUCAGGAUUCUGGUGAGAGUCAAUUAGUGGAGUAUUCCAGUAGGAAGUUUUUCAGAAAGUCCCGGAUUUCUGAAGAAGAUGGCGGAGGUGAGCUCAAUGGUGGCUACACAAUGGAAGAAGUCAAGAGUGACUCCAACUCUAAAGAAGCUGACCUCGGCCAAUCCAGGGAAGAUAGCAAGAGUGAGUCUCAAGAGGACAGCAAGGAGAGUCGGUCUCAGGAAGACAGUGAAAAUGCACAGGACCCCAGCAGUGAGUCCAGCCAGGAGGUUGACUUGGCCUCUCAAGAAAGCAGUAGUGAGUCUGAGGAACAGGUGGUGAGUGAGUCCAGGGGCGACAACCCAGAUAAUGUCAGUCGUGCAGGCGACCAGAAAGACAGUGACUCCAGCCAGGAGGACAGCCUGAAUACCUUCUCCAGUUCAGAGAGCGAAUCCAGAGAGGAGCAAGCUGACAGCGAGUCCAAUGAGAGCCUGAAACUCUCAGAGGAAAGCCCAGAGUCCACCGAGGACGAGAACAGUUCCAGCCAGGAGGGCCUCCAGUCUCAGAGCACCUCAGCAGAGAGCCAGAGUGAUGAGAGCCGGUCCGAGCAGGACAGCCAGUCUGAGGAGGAGCCUGACAGUGAUUCUCAGGACAGCAGCAGAUCAAAAGAAGACAGCAACUCCACUGAGAGCACCUCAAGCAGUGAGGAGGAUGGCCAGCCCAAAAACAUGGAAGUGGACAGCAGAAAAUUAACAGUUGAUGCUUAUCACAACAAACCCAUCGGGGACCAAGACGACAAUGACUGCCAAGAUGGCUACUAGCAUCCACUUUCCUAAGAAGUGGCUCUCACAGAAAGGACUUGUGGGGGCUUUAGACUAGGGAAGCCAUUACAGCUGUAAUUUAUUGAUAUUUUGAUCAGAAAGAUAACCAGAGGCCAUUUCUUUCUGAAAGGAAUUGUUGGACAUUACACUGGUUUCUAGGGUGUCACCAUUCCAUAGAAAUUUAAAUAAGUGGAAUGAUAGCGAAGUACACUCAAUGAGAUCAGAAGUAAGGAAAGAUGUGCCUUAUAACUCACAGUGAAAUAAUUCCCAACUCAUUAACCAGACAGACAGUUAUGGAGGUCCUGUUAUGGCCCAGGCAUUGUGCUAGGUGCUGGGGGUUGUAAGGAAGCUUCAGAUUUGUUUCUUGCUCCUGAGGAGCUUAUAGAGAGACACAUAAAGCUCAAGAGUUAGUGGGAUAAAAUAUGGUUAGAAGAGAAUAACAAGAAUUGGAACAAUGUACCUGGUAAAUGUCCUAGCAGAGGUAGAAAUGAGAUUUAUGGAGUGCAGAAGGGGAGACUAAGUUUGCCUCAGAAAAUUAAUGAGCUUUUCAGUGGAAAAGCCAGUGGAGUUGGAGGGUUGCAUAGCAUUUCUCUAUUGAGGACAAAAGAAUUCUAUUUUGGGGUUAAACACUAAUUCUUAAGCAAUUAAAUAUUUACUUUGUGAAAGCACUUUGAAAUGAUGGCACAGUGGGGUGUUUUGGGAAACAGAACACUUUUUUUUUUCUGACUAAGGUUUCCUAUGCAAUGAUUUUGUGGGGCUUCCAUGACUGCCUUCAGGGUGAUGGUGUGGAGGAUUGGGCAGGAGAAAAUGGGGAACGAAAUCCAUCUUUACAUAGAGAAUUUUAGCUUUAUUUUUUCCCCUAAAAUCAGUUUAUGUGCAAUGCUAAAAAAAAUUGUCUUCUGAGUUCUUUAAAUGUGUUGUAAAAUUCUGUGUAUAGGAUGCAAUUGAUUUUUUUUGUCAAAUACCAUUUGAAA
Messenger RNA from Marmota monax (woodchuck), 2627 nucleotides. It is a transcript of the gene Dmp1, whose product is annotated as dentin matrix acidic phosphoprotein 1. Gene Ontology annotation, cellular component: extracellular matrix. Gene Ontology annotation, biological process: extracellular matrix organization; ossification. Lineage: Eukaryota; Metazoa; Chordata; Mammalia; Rodentia; Sciuridae. Gene Ontology annotation, molecular function: extracellular matrix binding. The transcript is spliced from 6 exons. The coding region runs from base 115 to 1653 and encodes 512 amino acids. The record is from RefSeq and is a predicted model, not a curated record.